Messenger RNA from Soboliphyme baturini, 1397 nucleotides. NCBI's taxonomy places the organism in Eukaryota, Metazoa, Nematoda, Enoplea, Dioctophymatida, Soboliphymatidae. The record is from the annotation of a GenBank genome assembly.
AUGCCUGCUUUAAGCACGAACAUUGAACGAGCGAGCCUCGAGCAUCUUUCUCGGUCGGAAGUGUACGUUAAGAAGCCGCUAAACAAGGUAACGAGCCGAGGUUUGAUCGAACCGUCCGUGGAGACUCCGCAUCUUCCUUUCGUACUGCUGCCUGGUGAAUACGCUCAAUGUCACAGCCGAAUUUUAAACGACACGCUGAUCGUGCUUACGAACUUUCGAAUAUUCGUCAGCUUCAAGGAAAAUAAUGCUUUCUACAACAUUCCGAUUUUGUGCGUGGAUGGCGUGGAGUGCCGCGAAAUGUUCUAUCUGCACAUCGCUUGUAAGGACGGAAGAAUCGCAAAGGUAUGCUUCGAAAACAACGAAACAUGUUUGGCAUGGUUUAAAUUGUUGACUUCGGCCACCUCCCCACCAUACAAUCUCGAAGACGUGUUCGCUUUCGCCUUUUUCGCAUGGUGUAAAGACGAAGCGGCUUCCACUUCGUGUAGUGUUCAGUUUGAUGUCGCGAACGACGAUGCAGCAGACGAUUUGGAUGCUGAUCGUGAAAAGAUCGUCGCUGCUGAAUUCCAUCGUCUCCAGUUUGAUUCGUCGUUAUGGCGUAUUACCGCCGUCAAUCGAGAUUACGGCUUCUGUCCGACGUUUCCGCGCUACUGGAUCGUCCCCCUGAAUGUGUCCGAUGCCGAAAUCCAGGCUGCCGGACGCUAUCGAACGCUACAUCGUGUUCCAGCCGUCGUCUGGAGACAUGCGGAAAAUUGCACGGUUUUGGCCCGCAGCAGUCAACCAGAGACCGGCAUUUUCGGCUGGCGUUCGGCCGCCGACGAGACCCUCCUACAGGAAAUCACUAUCGCCGUCCGCAAACAAUCUCUCAGCACCACAAACAAAAAGCCUAUGCUAAUUCUUGAUGCGAGGUCGUAUACAGCAGCGUGGGCGAACCGCGCUAAGGGCGGAGGUUUUGAAAGUUCAGAGAAUUACAACGACUGCGAAGUGGAGUUCCUUGGCUUGCCUAACAUCCACAGCAUCCGGUACAGCUUCCAGAAGCUACGCAGCAUGUGUUGGGAGGAGACUGAGGCGUCAUGGUUCCAAAACCUCGAAAACUGCCAGUGGAUCAGCCACGUAUAUGCGCUGUUGAAUGCGUCGCACCGCGUCGUUGAAGCGUUGCACCUCGAACGGCGUUCGGUGCUCGUGCAUUGCUCUGACGGUUGGGACCGCACGACGCAGAUUGUCUGCCUCGCCAAGCUCAUGCUCGAUCCUUACUACAGGACAUUGAAGGUGCGUUGUGUUUACAUCGUAUGUCAUCAUUGCGCGGUCUCUUGUUUGUCCUUAUCUAUCGAAUCAUUGCAACUCAUCUUCAACAAGAUUUCGCCAUGUCUACUUUACUUUUUUAUUGCACAAAUUUAAAU